Messenger RNA from Hipposideros armiger (great roundleaf bat), 5102 nucleotides. RefSeq names its product ZFP91 zinc finger protein, atypical E3 ubiquitin ligase (gene ZFP91). Lineage: Eukaryota; Metazoa; Chordata; Mammalia; Chiroptera; Hipposideridae. The record is from RefSeq and is a predicted model, not a curated record. Bases 132 to 1865 code for a protein of 577 amino acids. The transcript has 13 exons. Gene Ontology annotation, cellular component: nucleus. Gene Ontology annotation, biological process: regulation of transcription by RNA polymerase II.
GAGAGAGGAGCGCAGAGGAAGAGUAAGCAGGACGCUCCGGGAGGCAGGGGGGCGGGGGGAGCAGCGCCGCGGCCGCCGCCGCCUCCGCCUCCGCCGCCUGGGACGAGGGGGUGGGGGACGGACGAGCCCCGAUGCCGGGGGAGACGGAAGAGCCGAGACCCCAGGAGCAGCAGGACCGGGAAGGGGGAGAGGCGGCGGCGGCCAAGGCGGCUCCAGAGGAGCCCCAACAGCAGCCCCCUGAGGCGGCGGCGGCGGCGGCGCCCGCGGGGACCACUAGCAGCCGCGUGCUGAGGGGAGGUCGGGACCGGGGCCGGGCCGCUGCAGCGGCCGCCGCCGCCGCUGCCGCUGUGUCCCGCCGGAGGAAGGCCGAGUAUCCCCGCCGGCGGAGGAGCAGCCCCAGCGCCAGGCCUUCGGACGCCCCCGGGCAGCAGUCUCAGGCCGCGAAGCCCCCGUCUCCAGCUCAGGGCAAGAAGAGUCCGCGACUCCUAUGUGUAGAAAAAGUAACAACUGACAAAGAUCCCAAGGAAGAGAAAGAGGAAGACAACGAUUCUACCCUCCCUCAGGAAGUUUCCAUUGCUGCAUCGAGGCCCAGCCGGGGCUGGCGCAGUAGCAGCAGGACAUCUAUCUCUCGGCAUCGUGACACUGAGAACACCCGAAGCUCUAGGUCCAAGACUGGUUCAUUGCAGCUCAUCUGCAAGUCGGAACCAAAUACAGAUCAGCUUGAUUAUGUUGUUACAGAAGAGCAUCAAUCUCCUGGUGGCAUUAGUAGUGAUGAGGAAGAGGAGGAAGAAGAAGAGAUGUUAAUCAGUGAAGAGGAAAUACCAUUCAAAGAUGACCCAAGAGAUGAGACCUACAAACCCCACUUAGAAAGGGAAACCCCAAAGCCACGGAGAAAAUCAGGGAAGGUGAAAGAAGAGAAGGAGAAGAAAGAAAUUAAAGUGGAAGUAGAGGUAGAGGUGAAAGAAGAAGAGAAUGAAAUUAGGGAGGAUGAGGAGCCUCCUAGAAAGAGAGGAAGAAGACGAAAAGAUGACAAAAGUCCACGAUUACCCAAAAGGAGAAAAAAGCCUCCAAUCCAGUAUGUCCGUUGUGAGAUGGAAGGAUGUGGAACCGUUCUUGCCCACCCUCGCUAUUUGCAGAAUUCAGUUCAUUCCAAAUAUUUUUAUUUGCUUAAGAAAAACUUGCUUCUCCCACAUUUAAACUGUGAAUUGGGGAUUCUAUUAAAUGGAAUACUGACCACCUUAUCUUUCUUCUCAGAUCAAAGGGAUUAUAUCUGUGAGUACUGUGCUCGGGCCUUCAAGAGCUCCCACAACCUGGCAGUGCAUCGGAUGAUUCACACUGGGGAGAAGCCGUUACAAUGUGAGAUCUGUGGGUUCACUUGUCGGCAAAAGGCAUCCCUUAAUUGGCACAUGAAGAAGCAUGAUGCAGACUCCUUCUACCAGUUCUCUUGCAAUAUCUGUGGCAAAAAAUUUGAGAAGAAGGACAGCGUAGUGGCGCACAAAGCAAAAAGCCACCCCGAGGUGCUGAUCGCCGAAGCUCUGGCCGCCAACGCAGGUGCCCUCAUCACCAGCACUGAUAUCUUGGGCACUAACCCCGAGGCCCUGACACAGCCUGCGGAUGGUCAGGGCCUUCCUCUCCUUCCUGAGCCCUUGGGAAACUCCACCUCUGGAGAGUGCCUCCUGCUAGAGGCGGAAGGGAUGUCAAAGUCAUACUGCAGCGGGACGGAACGGGUCAGCCUGAUGGCUGAUGGGAAGAUCUUCGUGGGCAGUGGCAGCAGUGGGGGCGCUGAAGGGCUGGUCAUGAACUCGGACAUACUCGGUGCUACCACAGAGGUUCUGAUUGAAGAUUCAGACUCUACUGGACCUUAGGAGAAGGGAAGACUGGACACUGGGACAGCUCAGACUUUGUACUUAAAUGAUAAAAGGACAAAAAAAAUUUAAAGCAUUUAAAAUCUAGUAAAAUAACUGAAGGGCCUGCUCUUUCCAUUUUGGAUCACAGCACACACACAUACCCCUACCCCCUCUUCUCCCUCGAUUGCCCCCUUUAUAAAAUUGAUGUUGCCUUUACCAGAAAGGUAGACAAAAAAGAAGCUCUUAAAGUGAGGGUCGUCCUCACGCUCCGUUCCAGCCAGGCAGACUUCCUGCUCAUCAGCAGCUCCCCUUUUCCACCUUAUAACUCGGAUGUGCUCUGGGUCAGCUUUUAACUCUUACUAGUAUAUUACUGUCCUCUAACCCCCGUCUCCUCCUCUACUGCUGCCCUGUGGUUCUGGCUUCUACCCAUUGCAGACAUUUACCCGAAAAGUAUCACAUAAUUCUAAUCUCUGGAGGCUGGCAGCUUGACUUGGCACUUUAGGGCCCCUUAGCAGGGUGAGCUGUUAAAACAGCACACAUCUCUCACCCCCUUUUUCUCCAGUCCCCCCUGGGUUUCGAAAAGGAAGGAUACAUGGGGGCCACCUCCCUCCCCUUCGGCCCCAGCACCUCAGUCCUCCUCCCAACACCUCCAUGUGGUUCUCAGCGGCGCUCACUUGCUUGGAAGCAGGCUCCUGCCAGGGAGGGGGCUGCCCUCUCUAAGGUCUCUUUGACCAUAGGACAGGGCCGCGUGUCAGUGAGACAGUGAGUCAAGUCCCAGACUAAUGGCAGAAAUUUGCACUUUGAACAUGUGUGUUUUUGUGUUGUGGAACCUGAGAUUCCUUAUUUAUUAACGGAAAGUGAUUUUUUUUUUUUGUCUUUGUUGCUAUUUUGUGUGGGGCUAGGAGAGAGUGGGUUUUCUGACAUGGGGUCCUUUUCUAUAAGAGGUACUUUUGAAGGCAAGAUAAUAGGGUUGAAGAAGCACAGCCAGCCUCUAAAAUCAUAGCUCUCCAGUGGCCUUGAAGCUGGUCCUCAGCACUAACAAAAUCACUACAGUAGCUUAGUGCUUUUUCAGAAGCCUUGUUAGGGAAGAAUGUUAGGUUCGUGGUAAUUAGUUAGCGCUCUGUGAAUUUUUAGAGCAUUGAGAUUUAGGAAUUUUGAGGGGAUGAGGAAGGUCGUUCAGGGUCUGAAUUAGAGAUAAAAGAUUUUUCUCUUGUGAAUUUGUUUGUGUUUUGCCCCAUCAUUUCUUUACACAUACCUCCCUAUUGGUCCAACUCUGGCCUCUUGCUUGGUUUGUGUUUUUGCUUCACUUUAUCAUAGGUUCAUUCCAGCUCCCAAUUAGUGAAGGACACUGCCAUUAGUGAAGGAAUAGUCUGAGCCAGACAGUUUUAAGUCGAAGAAAAUUGCUCUGUUUUGUUUCCCUUUUAAUAACGCUUCAGAAGAGGAAAGGCUUCAGUAGACAAAGUUAAUAAUCUGUGUAAUAGCUUUGGCUUUCCCUAAAAUUCUGGGAAUUACCACUUCCCUUGAGAUCGGGAUUUUCAUGGGGUAGAUUGCUAAUUACUACUGUCCAUGAGAAAGACAGGUAUUGUUUUUGUACAAGUUCUUAACUCCCAGAAGACUAAAAACCUAUUUGGGCUCAUUUUUAGGGAAUUAAAAGGGCAAUUUUUAUCCUUCUGUUUACCUCAGAAGAUGGAAUUCAAGGCUUGCCCUAUUCAUUGUUUGUCAGAAAUGUGCGAUGGCUUUUGGAAAGAAUGAAGUUUUGCUGAGAACAAAAUAAGGAACAGUUUGUUUUUCAAAAACACUAAAACUAAAAAGUUUAUCAAUUUUCUCUUUGAUUUAUUCCCUCCCCCCCCCAAAAGAGGGGUAACAAAAUGUCAUCUCUGAAAGAAGCUUACUUUACACCCACUAGUGUCAGUGUUUGGGAUGCCAGGGAAGAGGGAGUGAAACACCUACAGUGAACAGCCUUAAAUGCACUAUUGUUUCUUUUCAGAGUGUUGCAGAUUUGCCAUCCCUCCAACGUGGGGGUAGAAAAUGGGCUAAGGAUACGAGGGGUGUAGAAUAUGCUCCCUGCCCACAGUAAGGAUUUGGAGUUGGCUGUGGUAUGUUGGACAGAUUUGAAAAUAUUGUACGAUUAAUUGGGUGGGCCUACAACCAAGUUGUUCCCCACGCAUAUAAACCCAUUUAGUACUGUUUUACUAGGUAGCGUCUAUUCCCCACAUUUACCUUUGUCACAUUUAUUUUAUCCUUUGUGUCCAUAAAUUACAUUUAGUGGUUAGUCAUCAGGUAUUGUAGCCACCUACACAAAAGCAAACUGCAUUAAAAAAAAAAAACUGAGAUAGAGGAAAAUAUGUUUUUCCCUAUCUCACACUCCUCUCCCCACCAAAAGCAACUAGUUAAUUCUAAUAAUUAGAAACUUUAUGUUCUUUCUCCUCUUUUUUUUUUUUGCCCUCUUCAUAGCUACCAUUUGCCUACAAUUUGCUUCAAUAAAUUAUUGUAACAGUUUGCAAUGCAUUUCAAAAUAUUUCUCACAGAGUUUAUCUUUUUUCUUUUUGGGAAAAGGAUGCUAGCAUCGGAAAGAGUUGGUAUGAGUAAACUAAUACUGGACCCUCUUCCCUUUUUCCUUUCUGCUGCUCAUGCUGUUUACUUCAUUGUCUUUCCAAGGAGCUCUUUUAAUCUUAAAAUUCUGCAUUUCCUACUCUUACUCAAAUUCUGUAACCUUUUUUCCCCACUGCGUAUUCUUCAUCUUGAAUUAAUCGGCAGUUCUAGAUUCUGAAAAUGUAGUUGAGAUACAAGCAUUAUUUCUGUGCUUCCCCCUUGUUUAUGGUUGCCCAGGGUUAUUUUGCAUAAUUGAGACUUAAUAUGCUUCAGAGAGUUCAGAUUUAACACUGGCCGGGAUUACUGGGAGUAAAAAAUAUAUGUAUUAAGGUAUGGAAAAGCAUCCACAUAGAGCACUUGAGCCUCCUUUGUACCUGUUUGGAGAAAAAACAUAAAGAGUGUAUUAAACCUGAGGUUAUUACAGUCUGGUUGUUUGAAAUACCAUUUUUCCCUCCUGUCUUUUUCCCACUUUCCAAUGUACUCGAAAAAAUCGAAAAAUUGUAAUGAAUCAAUUUAAAAUAUUUUAUUUCCUAAAAGCCUUUUUGCCUGUUGUAAUUUGCAGGACCCUUCUCCUUUGAUGGGAGAGACAGGUAGUUACCUGAAUCUAGGUUGAAAAGGUUAUGUAUAAAGAAAUUAUAAUAAAAGGGAUACUCUGCUUUUCAA